Molecule: messenger RNA, 471 nt
Organism: Elephantulus edwardii (Cape elephant shrew)
Lineage: Eukaryota; Metazoa; Chordata; Mammalia; Macroscelidea; Macroscelididae
Gene: PLAAT4
Product: retinoic acid receptor responder (tazarotene induced) 3
Exons: 4
Coding region: 1-471 (156 amino acids)
Biological process (GO): N-acylphosphatidylethanolamine metabolic process
Cellular component (GO): cytoplasm
Molecular function (GO): A2-type glycerophospholipase activity; glycerophospholipid phospholipase A1 activity
Source: RefSeq, a predicted model, not a curated record
AUGAUCACCACCAGAAAGAGUUCAGGGCCCGGAGGGGAGGACAGGCAGAUGCAGGCGGGGGCCAAGCAGUGUAAUGAAGAACCCAAGCCUGGAGACUUGAUUGAGAUUUUUCACCUUGGCUAUGAGCACUGGGCCAUCUACGUGGGAGACGGUUAUGUGAUCCAUCUGGACCCUAUAGGUGAUUUCCCCAGGAACAGCUCCUCCAGUGUCUUGUCAGUCUUGAACAGCAGGGCAGAGGUAAAACGUGAGCGUCUGGAGGACGUGGUGGCGGGCUGCCGCUACCGCAUCAACAACCACUUGGACCACAAGUACAAACCACAGUCUGUGGACAAGAUCAUCAGUUCUGCCAAGGAGAAGGUGGGCCAGCAGAUGCCGUAUAAUGUGCUGAACAAGAACUGUGAGCACUUUGUCACGGAUCUGAGAUAUGGCCAACCCCGCAGCUUGCAGCCCCAAACCCCUUUCCUGGACUGA